Molecule: messenger RNA, 420 nt
Organism: Eremothecium sinecaudum
Lineage: Eukaryota; Fungi; Ascomycota; Saccharomycetes; Saccharomycetales; Saccharomycetaceae
Gene: HAP5
Product: Hap5p
Exons: 1
Coding region: 1-420 (139 amino acids)
Biological process (GO): regulation of DNA-templated transcription
Cellular component (GO): CCAAT-binding factor complex; nucleus
Molecular function (GO): protein heterodimerization activity; DNA binding; DNA-binding transcription activator activity, RNA polymerase II-specific
Source: RefSeq, a predicted model, not a curated record
AUGAAUACCACCCAGCCCGACCAGGAGGAUCAGGACGUGUUCCAUAAUGUCAGUCGUGGCCUUGUAGGUCACUACCGUGAAAUAAUGGUUCAAUAUUGGCAAGAACUUAUAAACGAGAUUGAACAAACCAACGAACAAGGUUCACAAUUUCAAGAUGACUUCAAAUCUCAUUCUCUACCGCUAGCACGGAUAAAAAAGGUCAUGAAGACAGAUGAAGAUGUUCGUAUGAUUAGUGCUGAAGCUCCUAUUCUUUUCGCGAAGGCUUGCGAGAUCUUUAUUACCGAGCUCACUAUGCGAGCCUGGUGCAUCGCGGAAGAGAAUAAGCGUCGAACUCUACAGAAACAAGAUGUAGCUCAGGCGCUUCAAAAGUCAGAUAUGUUUGACUUUCUGAUUGAUAUAGUACCCAGGCGCAUGCAGUAA